UACAUGCUGCUGUUUAUUGCUGGUGCAUUCGGUGGUCGGUUACGAUAUUCUGCACGAGCUCAAAAAAGGGGGCCCGUUGGGGCAAAUCCCUGUCUGACAUAAACGUGAAAUAGCUUCGUUAAGUGCAUUCAGACUCGUUGGAUUGUCAUCUCGGUUUCAAGUCAUGCCAGACUCAGCACCAGGAGGCGGCCCAGAUCAAGCCACGGGAGCCGCGACUGGAGGAUCAAUUAAUGAGCUGAACCAAAUCCUUGAUGAAUGGGGUCAAUCUCGUGGAGCAGGCCAGGAUCCUAUUCCUGUGCUGUCUCGCCUUUGCGAAGUUGUCGAACGAGAAAAUGAAUUAUACCUCAAAAUGGACAUCGACCCCUUCGAUGAUCGACAUCCAUCAAGGACAAAUCCUAACUCAGCUUUGGGUUCUUUGCUCAGAACUCUUUUUCGCAACGAUGAGUUUAUGGACACUCUCGUUAACACCUACAUUUCAGCUAGAGAUAACAAAAAACUUAACGAGUUGGCGUGUCGUCUGCUCUAUGACAUCCUGCCAGGCCUUGAGGGUAGCAUCGUGUUUCAGGAAACGGAGGGUAUUGUCUCAAAGCUAUACCACUGGGCUGAACAUGCCGAUAAUCCUUUAAAGUCAUAUGCCAUCGGGCUCUUAGGGGCAGCAAUGGAGGUAGCAGAUAUUGCAGCGAAUUGGCGAGAUCAUAACGCUAAGUUGAUUCCACUGCUGUUGAACGAACUUCGCGAAUUGUCCUGUCUUCCGUCAGAAGUUCCACCGGAACGAAAACUCCUUUUCCUGGAAAGACCGUUCGCGCAGCUGUGCAAUGGUCGUGAGAAAGCUGGAGGCGACGGCAAGGGUGGUCAAAAAGAAAACCUUGCAUUCGAUAAACAACCAACAACGGCAAGCUCAAGCAACUACACACCGAGUAAUCGAAAACGAAAGCGGCAAACAAGUCCAGCCGAUAAAAAAGGGGCUCUUCGAUCAUCGCAACCUACGUCAACGCCGACUUCAUUGACAGUUCGUAGCGGCCUACUCGCGGACUGCUCAAACUCAAGUUGGGCUGAAAUGGAACUGCUGACGAUCGGGCACUAUCAGAUUUAUCCACUAUCUGUAGAAAUGCGACAGCGCUUUAUUCUGCAAUAUUUGACAAAAUUAGGCGAAUACCAGGAGUUCCUAUCGUUUAUCUUUGAAAAAAACGUUCUUCAACUCAUCUUGCGUUACAUAAAUCUUAAGGAAAACCACGACGUACGAUUGGCGUUUGAAGCGCUCUGUUAUUUGGCCUCACUGAUGUGUCAUAAAAAAUUUUCCAUGGAGUUUCUAAAGGCAGGUGGAGUACAGCGACUCCUCGAAGUUUACCGUCCAUCAGUGGCCGCCACCGGUGUAUCAAUUUGCCUGUACUACCUUGGCUACAGCGAAGAUGCUAUGGAGAAACUUUGUCAACAGCCGCCUGACGUUUUAACGGAACUUAUACGCUAUGCAUUGUGGCUUCUUGAGCGGAGCCAUGAUAGUAGCAAAUGCCAUGCCAUCAUGUUUCUAGGUAUGGCGUUUACGUACCCAAAAUUCCUGGAGUAUUUUGACGCGGAAGAUGGCUUAAGACGUCUUGUUAAUGUGGUAUCAACUCUUGAUGCAAUUACUAACCCCUCAAUUAACGACGAAAGACACGAUUGUGAGAAUGAAGACAAGCAUUUCGCGUCGAUGCAGACUGCUAGGCACGUUUGCCACUCACUCAAAAAAUACUUUGAGGCACAACUUGUAAUUACAGCUGAAAAGUUAAGGAGAGGUGCCGAUGGAGCGCAUAGAGACCAUCUACUAGGAUCGAAGGCUUUAAGGCUGAAGCCCGAAGAACUUGAGGAAACAAUGGAUUUUGUCUUAAACAACUUACCAGCAAAGAGCAAGUGGCAUGCCGUUGACGAAUUUAUAAGUUUGGGUGGUGUCCAAUUGAUGCUAAAGUUGAUUAUGAUCACACAAGAGGAUGCGGGUCAUGCCGGAGGCAAGACCGAAACAGUUCGGAGUGCCCUUGAAGUUGUCGGUAUAUGUACGUUAACGCCGCGUUCACAAAUGGUGCUUACAGAGGUAAUCGAAAACCCAAAUCCGGAACUUGAUAUGGAAGAUCAACAGGAGCCUAACGGUAUGGGGUUAAUUCUUGAUAUCCUCGAUUGUGAUUCGCAUGGUUUUCAUAGUGAGUCAGCUGACUUGCAAAAAGCGGCUCUCCAAAUCAUACACAAUUGUGUUGGUGGGCCAGUUCGACGACCUAGUGGAGCAACGCAGGGGACUCCCAUUCAAAAUCAUAGCUUGGUAAACAUGAACGGCGAUGUUCCUGGGUCGGGACCCAGCAGUCAGGCCCAAACAAAUAGCGCUCAAGGACCUACAAAUUCAGCUUCAGGGUCAAAAUCUCGUGGCUCAAAAAGUGGCGAAGGAACCGUGCUCCACAGAAUGUGGCGAUGCUUGCGAAGUCAUAAUGGCAUUAUGGUACUUCUUGGCAGACUUGCUGUAAAAGUUCCAAUCACUGGAGCGGAUGCUAUUAGAAUGAUGGCUUGCAAAGCUCUUUGUGGGUUAGCACGAUGUCCGACAGUACAACAGAUUAUGUCGAAGCUUCCCUUGUUUACACGUGGUCAUCUCGAAACGCUAACGAAGGAGCCGGUGUUGCAUGACCACAGUGCCCUUCAUGCUAAGUUCUGCACAUACGCAUCCCGUCUUGCGGAACUCGUCACUGGAACAGCCCUAUCAAGGGGUGGCAACAGUGACUUGCCAGUCGCACGGCGAGGCGAUGCGUGCUUGGUCGCACCUGUUGCUGAUAUCAAGUACAAGACGAGUGAUCUGCUUAUUUUAAUGUAUGAACAUAUGCUCGGAGCGGGAUUAACAGAAAGUGCGAAUGCGCUUUUGAAAGAAGCACGCCUGCAGGAAGCACUCAAUACGAGAAGACAGCAAAUGACGGGCCGGGAUGUCGGGGUCGUUGCGCAUAGAAGAGGCGUGAACCGGGAGAUUAGCCGAGCUGGGCAAGCCUUAAGUCCACAGCCUCCGCUCACGAACGUACCAGUAACACCACAAUCAAAGACUAUUCCCUUGAAUCGAUCCAGAGCUGAUUCGGCCGGUCUGACACCUAUCACACCAAUAGGCCGACGCUCCCUGAAGUCUCUAACACUUGUGGAGAAAUCGGAACAACGUGACGUUUUGUCACCAGUUAUACGCAAAAACGUGGCGAGCAUAGCUGAAAAUGCGCUCUCAUUGGAUAGCAUUGUUCGGGAAUACCUCGGCGUGCAGCAUGCCAACUGCAGGAUGCCCGUGGCCACUUGUCCACCGUUCCAGCUGCUUGCUAAACACCGGUGCGAGGAGCCCAUACUGAAGAUGCGGGCGCCAUUUAACGUAACUCAGCGUCUGUCACGAAGACAAACCGAUUGGCCCUGGGGCGGACGCUAUGGAGCUAGAAUGACCCGAAAGUUUAUCUAUUCUAAAUUCAAGCCUGUACGAACGUUCCGCGAGCCAGAAAUGCCUGCGAAUUUCACGUGCUGCUCGUUUUCUGCUUGUAAUGAAAUGUUGUUUGUAGGAACAGGCAAUGGCGAACUGAAGGUAUUCAAUGUACAUACAGGCACAGACGAAGCUACUUACAAUUGCCAUGACACGGACCUCACACACUGUCAAUCAUCGAAGGAUGGAACGUUGAUUUUAACAUCUUCAUUCUUUCGUGAGCCGUUGAGUGUUCUCUGGACAUUUACGGAUUUGUUUCAGCAAAAGGUCAGCUUCAAAGAUGACUCAUAUGUCGAAUUUGGCAAGCUGAGCGACGAGCGCAUCCUUGGCACACAAUACGGAAUAGCGCGGUUAUAUGACACGAGCACGGGGCGCAAGAUCUCCCAAUUUGUCGAUCAGAAACUGGCAAAUCAGUACAUCAAGAAUCGUGCUACUCUCAACCCAACCGAUGAGUUGGUCCUCAACGAUGGCGUAUUAUGGGACGUUCGGCGGUCGCAGCCAGUUCAUAAAUUCGACAAAUUCAAUCCGUAUCUCAAUGGCGUGUUCGCUCCUAACGGACUUGAAGUCAUCGCCAACACAGAAGUAUGGGACUUACGCACGUUCAAGCUCCUCCAUACAUUAUCGGCACUCAACCAGUGUCAGGUGUUGUUUAAUGCGCGGGGUGAUGUAAUCUACGGCGCUAUGGUCGUGUGCGAGGAUAUGGACCAGGAGCGUGAUCAGCAAUUGCAGAACAUGUUCGGCAACUCGUUCAAGACCAUAGAUGCUACUGACUACUCUAACAUUGCGACGAUCGAUAUUAAACGACGAAUCUGCGAUAUUAAAACCGAUGGACGUGAUAUGUAUCUGGCAAUUGUGGAAAACGCCGGCGAACGAACUCAAAUGGGCACUGAUUCUGUUGUGAGGUUGUACGAAGUCGGUAGGCAGAAACUCGAAGAUGACGUUGAUGACAAUGAACAGGAUGAUGACGACGUCGACGAUGAUGAUGACGAAGCUUCAUCGAGUUCGGCUUCGGACGAUCUCUUCAAUGAUACCGUUGAUAUCGAUGAUCCCGCUGGCUUCUCACCGAUGGAAGACGAUGAAGAUGAUGAAGAAGGAUCGUUUGCGGAUACUGAAGGGAGUUCGGCGGGCGGCGAGGAUGAUAGUGAAGACGAAGGCUGGGUCGUGACAACAAAUUGAAAGAAGAAAACGCCGAAAAACAUAAGAUCACACCACGUGGUACCCGCAUCUCGCUUAAGUGACUUUCUUCGUAAUAUCUAAUGACAUCAGAAGAUUCGUUACUUGUUUUACGUGAUGCUUUCCACCAAUUUAAAAAUUGUUAAGUUGGUGGUUCCGUUCUAGAAGUUGUAAGAAAAUGGAAAAAAAAAGUGGAACGCUAUUAGGGACAGAACUAACAGCAGCAUACUCUUGUACACACUACAAUAAGAGGAACAUUAGUUGGUGGUCAAACUGUGUGAAGCAGCACGCAUUUUUGAUUAUUUCGCAAUUGGCUUGGUACCUUUGUAUUAAUAUGAUAUCUACCUCUGUGGACGCAAAGUCAGUGGAUCUGGUUAUUCGAACUGGCACUGUUCCCCUACCGUGGCUGGUUCAAGUGUAGCCAAAGCCUUUGUUUAGCGGAGCACAAUAGAUUGUUUUUUUUUUCUUGUUAUCCGUAUUGUUAAGUGUAGAGGAGAACAUGUGUGAUGGAUAUAAUACUGUGUGGAAGAACCUGGGAAAGAACCUGACCAACUCUAGUUAUUCAACUGCUGUCCCUGUGUGAGCUAAUUUUCUUUCCCAAGAGCCAGAAACUAUUCUAAAUGACAACCUACUGGUGACAUAAUAUAAACAGACAUUUUAUAUAUAUACAAUGAGGUCAGUGAGGUUCAAUAUACAUAAAUAGACAUUGACAGAUAUAUCUAUAGAAAUGAACACAUAAAUGUAAGGUUUGUCGUAAAUUUAGUCUCGCGAAGAUUGGUUCCUUCUCCUAGCGCAGAAGGUACACGUGACGCAGAUCUGGAACAAGCCAAGACGUUAGAUACCUAUCUAAGGGGCCAUUAACCUGUGAAAGUCUAAGCCCAUAUCGUAUAAGCUAGUUAGCUCAGGUUGGCUUAGUUUAAAAUAUGUCAAAGUGAGUGGGAGCAAAUGAAGAUUUCUUAACGAGAAAAAUCAUUUGGACAGAUCACAAGAUGCUGGGGUAUAAAAAGUGUUGUGUAUUGUAUUUUAGAGGAGGAGACACAGGGUUGGAUCUAUGCGGUUGGAACAUAUACAAGUUUAACCGAGUUUGCGAAACAAUAAUUGGAUGAUAUUCGUGUAUCGGGUGUUGAGAGUAAACCACCUUGGCAGAAUUCCUCUAAGGUGAGCUGGUUAUUCUGACGGAUAAGAUAACGAAAUGAGGUUUGCUAUGGAGGAAAGCACUGUGCACUUGUAUGGAAGCCUUAUCGUCCAAAGAAUAAUUGAAGUUAAAAAAAACUGGCAAAUAUGUGAAGCACAAACUUCUUUGGGAGCUACUUUGUUUUGACUUUCAAUUAUUGUAUGUGAGGUGUAGGAAGGUCAAACCGCUUAUGAGUGUUUUGUCCGGAUAACAACAACGAUGACAGCCAGAAUGAAUCGUGUAUCAUUGUAUAAAAUAUUUUAAUAAAAACAGAAAAGCAUUUAAAACAUAAUGAAGCCUAUAAUGAAGUGCGUCACGUAUUUCGUGCAUGAAUGUGUAUAUACAGGAGUUUACCUAUGUACUAACGUAAGGAAAAGAUACAUGUUAUGGGGUGCACACGGUGUACAUUAAGAUUUUUUGUGCAAAACAGCAAUAGUAGUGAAAGGAAGAAAAAGAGCGGCAAAGUACUGUACAUGAAGGGUAUAUUGGGUCACGAAAAACAUUGUUUUUACAAGUACCCUGAAGGAAGAAUGAAAUUGACUACAAUGACCGAUUGAAUGAACGAGUAUUUACGCUGAUCGUGUAUACGUAUCUCUCAUUCUUGUCCAUAUUAGAAUAGACUACACAUACGACGUCUGCAUUGUAGUAAUCAAUAAAAUAUAAUCACUGUGUGUUUGCUGAUACGCAGCAUGUCAAACAGUGAUAUGCGGUCUGUGAAAUACUGGGGUAA
Varroa destructor (honeybee mite) is the source of this 6534-nucleotide messenger RNA. RefSeq names its product LisH and WD40 domain-containing protein mahjong (gene mahj). The record is from RefSeq and is a predicted model, not a curated record. Gene Ontology annotation, cellular component: Cul4-RING E3 ubiquitin ligase complex; nucleus. Gene Ontology annotation, molecular function: protein binding. Gene Ontology annotation, biological process: protein ubiquitination. Lineage: Eukaryota; Metazoa; Arthropoda; Arachnida; Mesostigmata; Varroidae.